CGACCGGCGAGGCCGCGCGGGAGCUUGCAGGAAGGCGACCGCCGGGGCACCGAGAGUGGGUGAGGCUGCCCGGCCCCUCCAACCUAAUCCAGGCCCAGACACCACCAAAGCCACUUUGCCCUUCGCCUCUCCCCUGGAGAUAGGGAAGAGCCUCACUCAAGGAUGCCAUCUCAAGUCAGCACUCGGAGGUGGGACUCCAAGGUUCCCAUGGGCAUCAAGGACCUGCCAGUGUGAGACUGUCCUCAACACAAGGCCAUCACCGAGGGGCUACCUGCCUCUAGACUGCCAGUCCACAGCAUGCAGGAAACCCUAGCAACAUCGACACUGUCGGUCCCCAGCCGAUCGUCAGUCUCCACACAGGACAAGUUCUCCACUGCAGGCCAAACUUUGAGCACAGGCCCCCGGCCCCCAAGGCACUCAAUCGUCCCACCCCCCAGCAAGUCCAAGGGCUGGAAUUCCCGGACCAAAUUCCAUCAGAUGCGCAGGACCAUCACUGAGGACACUGAGUGGUCUCUGGCCAUUGUGCCCCUCCUCACAGAGCUCUGCAUUCAGCACAUCGUCAAGAACUUCCAGAACAACCCUCUCCUGAAGCAGCUGCUUCCCCAGCACCAGCAGAAGGUGCUGAACCUCUUGUCACCCGACCUGCCGCUGGCCGUGACUGCCAACCUGAUCGACGACGAGAACUACUGGCGCCGCUGCUGCACGCAGCGCUGGCCCGUAUGCCACGUGGCCAAGCAUGGGGGCAGCUGGAAGCGCCUGUUCUUCGAGCGGCACCUGGAGAAUCUGAUAAAGCACUUCAUCCCGGGCACCACGGACCCUGCUGUCAUCCUCGACCUGCUGCCGCUCUGCAGGAACUACGUGCGACGGCUGCACGUGGAUCAGUUCCUUCCGCCUGUGCAGCUGCCGCCGCCACACGGGGAGCUGUCCGACUCUGGCAGCGACGUAGAGCUCGAGGAGCCCACCACGGACCACUACCAACUGGGAGACCUGGUGGCAGGCCUGAGCCAUCUGGAGGAGCUAGACCUGGUGUACGGGGUCAAGGACUGUGGCAUGAACUUUGAGUGGAACCUCUUCCUUUUCACCUAUCGGGACUGCCACUCCCUGGCGGCCACCAUCAAGGCAUGCCACACCCUCAAGAUCUUCAGGCUGACCCGAAGCAAGGUGGACGACGACAAGGCACGCAUUCUAAUUCGCAGCCUCCUGGAUCACCCAGCCCUUGAGGAGCUGGACCUGUCGCACAACCUCAUCGGGGACCGGGGCGCGCGCGCCGCGGCCAAGCUGCUAAGCCACAGCCACCUGCGCGUGCUCGACCUGGCCAACAACCAGGUGCGUGCGCCUGGCGCCCAGUCUCUGGCUCACGCCCUAGCGCACAACACCAACCUCACUUCCCUCAACCUGCGCCUCAACUGCAUUGAGGACGAGGGUGGCCAGGCGCUUGCCCACGCCUUACAGACCAACAAGUGCCUCACAACACUGCACCUGGGCGGCAAUGAACUGUCCGAGCCCACCGCCACGCUCCUGUCCCAGGUGCUCACAGUCAACACCACGCUCACCAGCAUCAACCUGUCCUGCAACCACAUUGGGCUGGACGGCGGGAAGCAGCUCCUGGAAGGCAUGUCGGACAACAAAACCCUCCUGGAGUUUGACCUGCGCCUGUCAGAUGUAGCCCAGGAGAGCGAGUACCUCAUCGGCCAGGCCCUCUGUGCCAACCGGGAAGCCGCCCACCAGCGGGCCUUGAAUCCCAGCCACUUCAUGUCACCAGUCAUGGCCAAGGGCCCUGAGAACCCUGCAGGAUAGAGUGGGGGACAGGGCUGGGGCAGUGACAGGACCUGGGUCACUGCCCUAGCCCCAUCCCUCAUUUCAUACUCGGUCAUGCCUGCUGUAGAGUGUCACGCUGGUCUAGAGGGAGGAGGAAGGGGGAGACCACGGAUAUUCUUGGGGUGAGUGAUCAAGGGUGAUGGAGGUAAAGAUGUGAAGAGGAGGGGACUGGGAUGGGGGGAGAGAAUGGGUAUGAAGUGGGGUCCAUUCCCUGUUCCUGGAAGUGUAUAUUACUAGACCCCCUGAAAUGAC
Molecule: messenger RNA, 2070 nt
Organism: Ailuropoda melanoleuca (giant panda)
Lineage: Eukaryota; Metazoa; Chordata; Mammalia; Carnivora; Ursidae
Gene: DRC5
Product: dynein regulatory complex subunit 5
Exons: 6
Coding region: 298-1797 (499 amino acids)
Biological process (GO): microtubule-based movement
Molecular function (GO): protein binding
Source: RefSeq, a predicted model, not a curated record